AUGGUUUUAACCACUCUGGGAAAGGGGUCUGUCACAGAGAAAGUGCUCGGGGAGAGCACACCUGCUUUAGGACUUCCUAAUCAUCACAACAGUGACCCGUUUAUUCUGUCUACCAGCGAUGCCCUCAACACCAAGGACAAAAGAGAAAGGAAGGAUGUGGAAGAGAAACACUUGGAGGACACGAUGGUGAAUCCAUCCAUUGUUGGAGUCCUGUGCAUAGAUUUACAAGGACUCAAUCUGGGCUGCCACCGAACCCAGUCAGAUGAGCAUGCUGGGGUGAUAUCUGUUCUUGCCCAGCAAGCAGCUAAGCUAACCUCAUACCCCACUGAUAUUUCUGCAGUGUGUCUAGAAUCAGAUAAUGGGAAUGUGAUGCUGCAGACACACGAUGGCAUCCCAGUGGCAGUGUGCAAAAUGGCCUCCUGA
Messenger RNA from Dama dama (fallow deer), 423 nucleotides. RefSeq names its product ragulator complex protein LAMTOR5-like. The record is from RefSeq and is a predicted model, not a curated record. NCBI's taxonomy places the organism in Eukaryota, Metazoa, Chordata, Mammalia, Artiodactyla, Cervidae. Gene Ontology annotation, cellular component: Ragulator complex; lysosome; cytoplasm. The coding region runs from base 1 to 423 and encodes 140 amino acids. Gene Ontology annotation, biological process: cellular response to amino acid stimulus; positive regulation of TORC1 signaling. The transcript has 2 exons. Gene Ontology annotation, molecular function: guanyl-nucleotide exchange factor activity.